This is a messenger RNA of Hibiscus syriacus, 2860 nucleotides long. Its product is annotated as linoleate 13S-lipoxygenase 2-1, chloroplastic-like. Bases 90 to 2777 code for a protein of 895 amino acids. The transcript has 9 exons. NCBI's taxonomy places the organism in Eukaryota, Viridiplantae, Streptophyta, Magnoliopsida, Malvales, Malvaceae. The record is from RefSeq and is a predicted model, not a curated record. Gene Ontology annotation, molecular function: protein binding; oxidoreductase activity, acting on single donors with incorporation of molecular oxygen, incorporation of two atoms of oxygen; metal ion binding. Gene Ontology annotation, biological process: lipid oxidation.
CCCACUCUCUCUAUUUAUAGAAUCUCUCUGGAUCACUCCACUCAAAAACUCAUAAACGUAUACAUUUUCCGUCGCCACUGAACUAAGCCAUGUUGAAGCCUCAAGCUUGCCAGUUCGACUCCAUCAAAACGAUACUGCCAUUAAAGAAUCCUUUGCUCCAUGGCUCUGCUCGUCCAUUUUACGUACGCCGGCCUUCGUUCAAUAGAGCUCGUAAUAAGGGUAAACUGGUGUUUUUCACCAGAAAUAUUAAAGCGGUCACCAUUGGAACUGAGAAGCUCGUCGGUGUCAACGCUACCGUCACAGUGAAACAAACCGUUAGUUCCAUGACAAACCUAGGGCUAAACCGAGGGCUUGAUGACAUACAAGACUUGCUCGGUAGAACUCUUCUGUUGGAGCUUGUUAGUGCUGAGCUUGACCCAAGAACCGGAGGGGAGAAGGAGACGGUUAAAGGUUAUGCCCGACAAGUGAGCAAAGAGAACGAUGACGUGAAAUACGAGGCCAAGUUUGAAGUUCCGGCAGGUUUUGGAGAAGUUGGUGCUGUUGUCGUUGAGAACGAGCAUCACAAGGAGAUGUAUGUACAGGAAAUCGUUCUAGAUGGUUUCCAUAACGGACCUAUCAAAGUAAAAUGUGCUUCCUGGGUUCAUUCCAAGUUCGACAAUCCUCACAAGAGAGUCUUCUUCACAAACAAGUCAUAUCUGCCAUUGGAGACCCCAAGUGGAUUGAAGAAGCUAAGAGAGGAGGAGCUGAAGGUAUUGAGGGGUGAUGGGCAAGGAGAGCGCAAAUCGUUUGAUAGGAUAUAUGAGUAUGAUGUCUAUAACGAUUUAGGCAACCCUGAUACUGAUUUAAGCAUGAAAAGGCCCAUAAUUGGUGGGAAACAGUUCCCUUAUCCUAGACGCUGCAGAACCGGACGGCCCAUGUGUAACACCGAUCCAGUUUCAGAGAAAAGGGCAAGCGUGCUGCCGUACAUACCGAGGGACGAAGUAUUUUCCGAGGUUAAGUUGCUAACGUUCUCAAUAGAUUAUCUCUACUGUGUGUUACACAGCAUGAUGCCAUCGCUAGAGCUUGCCAUGGCCGACGCCAACCGUGGGUUUUCAAGCUUUUACGAAAUCGAUAAACUGUUCAUUGAAGGGAUAAACUUGCCUCUUGAAAAGGAUAAAGGGUUUCUAAAAUCAGUCAUGCCUCGGCUCAUCACGAGUACUAUGACCGCCGCUAACAAUGUUUUGCGCUUCGAACCUCCUCCGACGUUCCAUAAGGACAAGCUGUUUUGGAAUAGGGAUGAAGAAUUUGCUCGACAAACUCUGGCUGGUUGUAAUCCAUUUAGCAUUCGGCUGGUCACGGAAUGGCCAUUGAAAAGCAAGCUUGACCCAGAAAUUUACGGUCCCUCGGAAUCUGCCAUUACCAAAGAACUGAUCGAGCGACAAAUCAAAGGUUAUAUGACAGUUGAUGAGGCAAUAGAGCAAAAGAAGCUAUUUGUCCUAGACUACCACGACUGGUUCUUGCCAUACGUAGAGAAAGCAAGGGACGUUGAAGGCAAACCACUGUAUGCAUCUCGCACCCUGUUCUUCUUAAAUCCAGAUGAAACAUUGAGGCCUCUAGCCAUCGAACUAACACGACCGCCGAUGGACGGCAAGCCGCUCUGGAAGUCGGUGUACACACCAUCUUGGAAUCCCACCGAUGUCUGGCUCUGGAGGCUUGCCAAAGUUCAUGUUUUGGCUCAUGAUUCUUUCCAUCACCACAUUAUAAGCCACUGGUUGAGAAGUCACUGUUGCACUGAGCCUUACAUACUUGCCGCAAAUAGGCAACUGAGUGAAAUGCACCCAAUCUAUAGAUUGCUGCACCCACAUUUUCGGUAUACGAUGGAGACUAACGCUCUAGGUCGACAAUUCCUUAUCAACGCUGGUGGGAUUAUGGAGAGUAAUUUUAAUGCAAGCAAGUACUGUGUGGAGCUCAGCUCUUUGGCUUAUGGUCAGCAAUGGCGAUUUGACCAUCAGGGUCUUCCUGCAGAUUUAAUUAGCAGGGGAAUGGCAGUUGAAGAUCCCAAUGCACCUCAUGGUAUAAGGCUGGCAAUCAAAGACUACCCAUUUGCCAACGAUGGUCUCAUCCUCUGGGAUGCGCUUAAACACUGGAUAUCUGAAUAUGUCAACCAUUAUUAUUCAAAAGCCAGUUUCAUAGAGUCUGAUGAAGAGCUCCAAGCAUGGUGGAAGGAAAUCCGAACAGUGGGUCACUCGGACAAGAAAGACGAACUGUGGUGGCCUGAUCUCAGAACCCCACAAGACCUUAUUGAGAUCCUCACAACGAUGGUUUGGGUUUGUACUGGUCACCAUGCUUCAGUCAACUUCGGACAAUAUGCAUACUCUGGUUACGUCCCAAAUAGACCCACCAUCGCGAGAACCAAAAUGCCGGACGAAGAUCCUUCGGAGGAACAAUGGAAACACUUCUUGGAAACCCCUGAAGCUGUGCUCCUUGAAUGUCUCCCUUCAAAAUUACAAGCUGCUAGUGUGAUAACAGUUGUGAAUGUGUUAUCGAAUCAUUCUCCGGAUGAAGAAUACAUUGGGGAAACCAUUGAGCCAUCGUGGGCAGAAAACCCUGAUAUAAAGGCGGCAUUUGAUAGGUUUCAUGGAAGGCUGGUAGAGCUUGAAAGUGUUGUUGAUCAAAGGAAUGGUGACAAAAGCUUGAAGAAUCGAAAUGGAGCUGGGAUUAUACCGUACGAAUAUUUGAAGCCCUUCUCGAAGCCUGGGAUAACAGGGAAAGGAGUUCCAAACAGUAUCUCCAUUUGAAUCUGUUAAUGCUCAAAUCAUUGUUCUUCAUUUAAAAAAUAUAAAUUAAAAGUAUAAAUACAAUCAUAAAUCUAAAUUAUGGA